AUGAGCGCAACAGAACCCACUGUCGAAAAGGUUGACAAGAAUGUCUCCGAUGAUGAAGAAGAUGAUAUUGACCAAUUGGUUUUAGAUUUACAAUCUAACAAGGCUCUUGGUGACGAUGAUGAAGAAGAAGAUGAUGAAGAUGCCGGUUCAUUCAAGGCCGUUCCAGAAGAAUUAUUGAAGACCGACCCAGCCACUGGUUUGACUUCCGAUGAAGUUCUCAAGAGAAGAAAGAAGUAUGGUUUGAAUCAAAUGGCUGAAGAAAGCGAAAACAUGUUCGUUAAGUUCGUUAUGUUCUUUGUUGGUCCAAUUCAAUUCGUUAUGGAAGGUGCCGCUAUCUUGGCUGCCGGUUUAGAAGAUUGGGUCGAUUUCGGUGUUAUUGGUGCUCUUUUACUUUUGAAUGCCGCUGUUGGUUUCAUUCAAGAAUACCAAGCUGGUUCUAUUGUCGACGCUUUAAAGAAGACUUUAGCUAACACUGCUUUCGUUAUCCGUGAUGGUUCCCUCGUUGAAGUUCAAGCCAACGAAAUCGUUCCAGGUGAUAUUUUACAAUUAGAAGAUGGUACCGUUAUCCCAGCCGAUGGUCGUAUUGUCUCUGAAGACUGUUUAUUACAAGUUGAUCAAUCUGCUAUUACCGGUGAAUCUCUUGCCGUUGAUAAGAAGGGUGGUGACUCUUGUUACUCCUCCUCUACUGUUAAGACCGGUGAAGCCUUUAUGGUUGUCUCCGCUACUGGUGACUCUUCAUUCGUUGGUCGUGCUGCUGCUUUGGUUAACAAGGCUUCCGGUGGUCAAGGUCAUUUCACUGAAGUUUUAAACGGUAUUGGUACUAUUUUGUUAGUCUUGGUCCUUGUUACCUUGUUACUUGUCUGGACUGCUUGUUUCUACAGAACUGUUAAGAUUGUCCCAAUCUUGAGAUACACUUUAGCUAUCACCAUUAUUGGUGUUCCAGUUGGUUUACCAGCUGUUGUUACCACCACUAUGGCUGUCGGUGCUGCUUACUUAGCUAAGAAGCAAGCUAUUGUUCAAAAGUUGUCUGCUAUUGAAUCUCUUGCCGGUGUUGAAAUCUUGUGUUCCGAUAAGACCGGUACCUUGACCAAGAAUAAGUUAUCUUUGCACGAACCAUACACUGUCGAAGGUGUUGAAGCUGAUGACUUAAUGUUGACUGCCUGUUUAGCUGCCUCCAGAAAGAAGAAGGGUUUAGAUGCCAUUGAUAAGGCUUUCUUAAAAUCUUUGAUUAACUACCCAAGAGCUAAGGCUGCUUUAACCAAGUACAAGGUUAUUGAAUUCCAACCUUUCGAUCCUGUUUCAAAGAAGGUUACUGCUAUUGUUGAAUCCCCAGAGGGUGAAAGAAUUAUUUGUGUCAAGGGUGCCCCAUUAUUCGUCUUGAAGACUGUUGAAGAUGACCACCCAAUUCCAGAAGAUAUCCACGAAAACUACCAAAACACUGUCGCUGAAUUUGCUUCAAGAGGUUUCAGAUCUCUUGGUGUUGCCAGAAAGAGAGGUGAAGGUCACUGGGAAAUUUUGGGAAUUAUGCCUUGUAUGGAUCCUCCAAGAGAUGAUACUGCUGCCACUGUUAACGAAGCCAGAAGAUUAGGUUUAAGAGUCAAGAUGUUGACUGGUGAUGCCGUUGGUAUUGCUAAGGAAACUUGUAGACAAUUAGGUUUAGGUACUAACAUUUACGAUGCUGACAGAUUAGGUUUAUCCGGUGGUGGUGACAUGGCUGGUUCUGAAAUUGCUGAUUUCGUUGAAAAUGCUGAUGGUUUCGCUGAAGUUUUCCCACAACACAAGUACAACGCUGUUGACAUUUUACAACAAAGAGGUUACUUAGUUGCUAUGACUGGUGAUGGUGUUAACGAUGCUCCAUCCUUGAAGAAGGCUGAUACCGGUAUUGCUGUCGAAGGUGCCACUGAUGCUGCUAGAUCUGCUGCUGAUAUUGUUUUCUUAGCUCCAGGUUUAUCUGCCAUUAUUGAUGCUAUCAAGACUUCCAGACAAAUUUUCCACAGAAUGUAUGCUUAUGUUGUUUACCGUAUUGCUUUAUCCUUGCACUUGGAAAUUUUCCUUGGUUUAUGGAUUGCUAUCUUGAACCAAUCCUUGAACAUUGAUUUAGUUGUUUUCAUUGCUAUUUUCGCUGAUGUUGCUACUUUAGCCAUUGCUUACGAUAAUGCUCCAUAUGACCCAGAACCAGUUAAGUGGAACACUCCAAGAUUAUGGGGUAUGUCUAUUAUUUUGGGAAUCAUUUUAGCUGUCGGUUCUUGGAUCACUUUAACCACCAUGUUCUUACCAAAGGGUGGUAUUGUCCAAAACUUCGGUGGUUUAGACGGUAUCUUGUUCUUGCAAAUUUCUUUAACUGAAAACUGGUUAAUUUUCAUUACUAGAGCUCAAGGUCCAUUCUGGUCAUCUAUCCCAUCUUGGCAAUUAUCUGGUGCCGUCUUAAUUGUCGACAUCAUUGCUACUUGUUUCACCCUUUUCGGAUGGUGGUCUCAAAACUGGACUGAUAUUGUCACUGUUGUCAGAGUCUGGAUCUUCUCCUUCGGUGUCUUCUGUGUCAUGGGUGGUGCUUACUACAUCAUGUCCGGUUCCGAAGCAUUUGACAACUUCUGUAACGGUAGACCUCAAAAGACCCAAAAGGAUCAAAGAUCCUUGGAAGAUUUCCUUGUUUCUAUGCAAAGAGUCUCCACUCAACACGAAAAAUCAUCUUAG
Messenger RNA from Dujonia railenensis, 2694 nucleotides. The record is from the annotation of a GenBank genome assembly. Lineage: Eukaryota; Fungi; Ascomycota; Pichiomycetes; Serinales; Debaryomycetaceae.